CAGGGAGUCGAUAUAACCGAUAUUGAGCUGGUGGUCCAAUGGCGGACAACUUGCGAUCUCAACAGCCUUUGGCAACGUUUCAGUCGCGCAGCUCGAGAUCCCUCUCGGACGGGUCUUGCUAUCCUGUUUGUGGAGCCGAGACACUUCGAC
Dichomitus squalens LYAD-421 SS1 is the source of this 150-nucleotide messenger RNA. RefSeq lists its product as uncharacterized. The annotation marks the transcript as partial. The record is from RefSeq and is a predicted model, not a curated record. The transcript has a single exon. NCBI's taxonomy places the organism in Eukaryota, Fungi, Basidiomycota, Agaricomycetes, Polyporales, Polyporaceae.